AAACAAACCCCCCGCUGACAGUACAUCUGAUUUCAUAACAAUUCUACUGCGAUUUAUGCUGCCGCAAAGCAUAAAUUUCCCGUAGUUUUUGAAUAGGUUUAAGUAUAUUUAUUGGACUUGGAAGACAGUUUUCCGAUUGAAAUUUCAAAAUGAAUCACAAUCUGCUGCGAUUGACCGGCGUUCGAAACAUUUCGAUUCUAAGUCGGGUUUGGUCCGGCACGGCUGGGAUAACGAAAAAUUCCGAAGAGGCACUCAGGAAAACGCUGCAAUCCAAAUUUCCCAAGGCCAAAAAUGUUGUGGUGAGCGAUAUCUCCGGAGGAUGUGGUUCAAUGUACGAAAUUUUCGUGGAAACCGUUGAAUUCAAAGGACUUACAACGGUAAAACAGCACCGACUGAUAAACGAAACCUUAAAAAGCGAAAUCAAAGAUAUGCACGGAUUGCGGAUACACACGGCAAUCCCUAGCGAAUAAAUUGUUAAGUUUUGU
Messenger RNA from Uranotaenia lowii, 485 nucleotides. Its product is annotated as bolA-like protein 3. Bases 150 to 470 code for a protein of 106 amino acids. The transcript is spliced from 3 exons. The record is from RefSeq and is a predicted model, not a curated record. NCBI's taxonomy places the organism in Eukaryota, Metazoa, Arthropoda, Insecta, Diptera, Culicidae.